AUGAUGGUCGUGUCGUCCUUCCUGCCAGCGUUCCUGGAGCUCUCGCCGAUUCGCCAGUUCCAGGUCGCGUGGUGCAGCCUCAUCGCCAUCAGCUUGAUGGUGGACUUCCCGAGGCAGCUGAAGUUCUACCGCUGGUUUUCGGGCUCCGGACUGGAGAUGGCUGGCUUCCGGGGCUACGGGCAGACCGCCGGAAAGUUCUUCGGCGUGUUGCCAGCUCCGAGGCUGUCGGUGGCGUGCAUGGCCCUGAGCGGCGUCGGCCUCGUCGCGUCGCUCGUGCUCGCCUCCACGGAUGUCCUGGCCGAUCCCAGGCCGCUGCUGGCGGUGGCGCUGCUCUGCUACCACUGCUACGUGCCUCAGCUCUACUGUGAGAUCCACAUGGUUGCUCACAACACUUGCCUCAUUCCUCCGGCUCUGCUGGUCCUCCUGCUGAGCCCAGACUUGGCGGAGCCGCGUGCGGCACAGGGCGCGGCGGCGGCGGCGCAGCAGUGGCCUCUGUUCCUCUUGCGGCUUGUGAUCACCAGCGCCUACUGCAGCGCUGCCUUGUGCAAGAUAUGGGCAGGCAUGGCCCGAGGAGUGAGCUGGCUCAGUGGGGCGACUAUGCAGGCGUGCGUAUUUGAGGCGAUCAUGGGCAUCAACCUGCCACUGAACGCCCACAUGACGUUCUGUAUUCCAACGCCUUACGCGCGCGUCGUCCAACGCUGGCUCUUUAGCAAGCCCUUCCUCCUUGGGCUGAUGUCCAUCUAUGGCGUCUUGAUUGAGCUCGUUGCCCCAGUGGUGCUGCUGGUCCCAGCGUUGAACAUACCUUUCGCGUUGGCCGGUCUAGGCCUUCAUUACGGCAUUGCGUAUUGCCAGAACAUCGACUUUUUGCCGUGGUGGGGGCCUUACUACGCAUGCUUCUUCUUUGGGGACCAGAUCGUCGCAGCCGACAUCCUGGGUGUGGGUCGUGCCUACGCGCAGGCGAAUCCGAUAUGCUUUGGCCUUGGAGUGGCUUACGCGACUGUGCACAUAGCGGCAAUGGUGGUUCACCGUUAUUUCCCCGGUCUCGAUAUCCUACCUUUGUCAAGUUUCCCAAUGUUCAGCACGCCAAAGAACCUCUGGGAUGGGUCCUUCACUCACUGGGCCUGGCUCACGGAGAAGGAGCACCAGCCAGGCACUCUCAUGAACUUCGCCUUCCCAAUGCACGGCCGCAAGCACUACGUGCUGCCAUCGGAGUUGGACAGCCUCCCCUUCAAGUACCUCCUCUUCGGGGAUCCGCGGGCUCCUGGAGCACACAAGGACCUGGCGCCCGAGCUGACCGUCUACACCAACGUGGUUCUCACCGAGGCUCUCACCAGGGGCAUCGGCGAGAUGUUCGACGAGUGGCACACGGCCCAGACUGCUACAAAGACCCCGCCCGGGCAGCCCGAAUGCUUGCCCUCGUCGACGAAGCCAAGGUGGCGUUCCGCGACGCGCCACGGCGCACUCCGUGCGAGGAGACUGGGGCCAAGGCCGUGA
Prorocentrum cordatum is the source of this 1494-nucleotide messenger RNA. The record is from the annotation of a GenBank genome assembly. NCBI's taxonomy places the organism in Eukaryota, Dinophyceae, Prorocentrales, Prorocentraceae.